Messenger RNA from Vicugna pacos (alpaca), 924 nucleotides. Its product is annotated as olfactory receptor 7G2-like. Gene Ontology annotation, biological process: G protein-coupled receptor signaling pathway. Gene Ontology annotation, molecular function: olfactory receptor activity; G protein-coupled receptor activity. NCBI's taxonomy places the organism in Eukaryota, Metazoa, Chordata, Mammalia, Artiodactyla, Camelidae. The record is from RefSeq and is a predicted model, not a curated record. Gene Ontology annotation, cellular component: membrane.
UUUAUUCCUAUGGAAUCGGAAAACCAAACAGAUGAGGCAGAAUUCCUCCUCCUGGGUCUCUCGGAGGACCCAGAACUGCAGCUCCUCCUCUUUGGUCUGUUCCUGACCAUGUACCUGGUCACCGUGCUCGGGAACCUGCUCAUCAUCCUGGCCGUCAGCUCUGACCCCCACCUCCACACCCCCAUGUACUUCUUCCUCUCCCACCUGUCCUUCACUGACAUCUGUUUCAGCACCACCACAGUCCUCAAGAUGCUUGUGAACAUUGAAAGACGGAGCAAAUCCAUCAGUUACACAGGCUGCCUCACCCAGGUUUGUUUUGUCCUGUUUUUUGCAGGCCUGGAAAACUUUCUCCUUGCAGCAAUGGCUUACGACCGCUAUGUGGCCAUCUACCCGCUGAGAUACACAGUCGUCAUGAACCCCCGCCUCUGUGUUCUGCUGGUUCUGCUCUCCCUGGUCACGAGCAUCGCAGACGCCCUGCUCCACAGUCUGAUGCUGUUGCGACUGUCCUUCUGCGCAGACCUGGAAAUCCCCCACUUCUUCUGCGAACUUGCUCAGGUCAUCAAGCUGGCGUGCUCCGACACCCUCCUCAACAACGUCCUGGUGUACUCCGUGACCAGCAUAUUGGGUGGUGUCCCCCUCUUUGGGAUUAUCUUCUCUUACGCUCAGAUUGUCUCCUCCAUUCUGAGAAUGCCGUCAGCUGCAGGGAAAUAUAAAGCCUUUUCUACCUGUGGAUCUCAUUUCUCGGUUGUCUCCUUGUUCUAUGGGACAGCGUUUGGGGUGUACAUCAGUUCUGCAGUCACACACUCUUCCAAGAAGUCUGCAGUGGCCUCAGUGAUGUACACGGUGGCCCCUCCGAUGUUGAACCCCUUUAUCUACAGCCUGAGGAACAGGGACGUGAAGCGAGCCCUGAGGAAACUUACCUGA